Molecule: messenger RNA, 1626 nt
Organism: Annulohypoxylon truncatum
Lineage: Eukaryota; Fungi; Ascomycota; Sordariomycetes; Xylariales; Hypoxylaceae
Exons: 4
Coding region: 1-1626 (541 amino acids)
Source: RefSeq, a predicted model, not a curated record
AUGACUCUUAACCCGAUCUUGCCCCAGCCUGCCUGGGUUGAUCCUCUACCAAGUGACCACAUCUUUGCAUCUGAGUCUCACUUUCGCAGCAAUCCUGAGAUAGGAGUCUUUGUCUUUUGUUGUCAAGGAUUCAGCAACUGUCCACUCCAACUCAGCGAGUUUUGGGCCGGCGACGUGUCUCAGCAGCGAUCGCGGCGGACAAUGGACGACCAACACUGGUUCCAACACAUGGCUGCGGAUAGUGGAGAUGAGGCUUUUGCGACCGAGGACCUUUAUAACGACUGCUUCCCGGUUACUGACGCGAGUGCGCCAUACGGUAGGAGCCAAACGAAUGCCGUUGGUGUCUCAGCCGUAAACGUCGGAAGGGAUUUUGGUCCGAGUCCCGCUCAACAGAAUAAACCAGCGGGAAACGAGCAAAUGUUUUUGCCAAACUUGCGUCUAGCAAACGGAUACGCUCGAGGCUUCGGGGCCAAUUAUGACGCCCGCCAGUAUCCUUGGCAGGCGUACAACAACACCGGAGCCAACCAAACCACCAACUACCUCGACUACCCUGACGGCCUACCCGACAACCAAUGGCAACAUAAUAUGCCCGUCUUCGGUGAACCAUUGGAGGGUCCUCAGGUGAGCCCCAGCAGCUUCUCGUCGUCGAUUCCGUCUUCGGCAACAUCCGACGCUAUGGCUGCGAUGACCCUAGAUUCUAUGGCGGCACAUAGCAAUGCAAUCGGAACUCCACGAGCGAAUAACUCUGUCUCCGGCUCGGAAGCCUCUGGAAACACUUGGGCAUCGGGUUAUCCUCCUACCAUUUCUCCCAAGAUGCUGCGCCUCAACCCGUCGCCGACCCAUACUUCAUCGUCAGAGUCAAUCCAUACCAAUAUGCUAGCCAGCUGCGAUCCCGAUGUUGGCACAUCUACUGGGAACCCUCCUUUCGGUCACCAGCUUCGCAGUCCGUUCAAUCCCAAUCGACAAGUCCACAAGCCACGUAAAGAACUUCCAAGCAAGCCAAUGAAACCGCGCUCGUUACCGACGGCUCCUUUCGCAUCAAAGUCGAGAGACAAGAAGCAAGCUCCUCCACAACUGCCCUCGGGGCAACUAGAGUUGCCUCAAAAGCCCAAGGUAUCUCAGGAGAUACAGGAACCACAGAGCAGCACAACAUACGAAUUCGAAGCUUCCCCUGUCCCUUCUUCCCAGGGAAAUGGCGACAUGAGACUAAUUGAGGAAACUCGCUCUGCCAAAGACGAAUUCCUAGUUAGGGCGAAGAGGGAGGGCUUGACGUAUCGCGAGAUCCGCAAGAAGGGGAACUUCACCGAAGCCGAGUCGACAUUGAGAGGACGCUUCCGAACACUGACCAAGGACAAAGAGGCGCGGGUGAGGAAGCCGGAGUGGCGAGACAACGACAUCCGCCUGCUCAAGAAGGCAGUCCGAAAGUUAUGUCGCGGCGAGGAUAGCAUGCCGACUAAAGCACCAUGGGGACAGAUCUCUGAAUACAUCGUAAAGAACGGCGGCUCGUACCAGUUCGGCAGCGCUACAUGCCACAGAAAGUGGAAGGAGCUGGUGGAAGAGGGCAAGACGGGAAUGAAAAAAAGCAAAGGACAGGUGUGUACUUACAACGACGGGACAUCAACAUAG